Messenger RNA from Gastrolobium bilobum, 1940 nucleotides. Its product is annotated as protein SLOW WALKER 1-like. NCBI's taxonomy places the organism in Eukaryota, Viridiplantae, Streptophyta, Magnoliopsida, Fabales, Fabaceae. The record is from RefSeq and is a predicted model, not a curated record. Gene Ontology annotation, biological process: rRNA processing; positive regulation of transcription by RNA polymerase I. Gene Ontology annotation, cellular component: nucleolus. Gene Ontology annotation, molecular function: protein binding. The transcript has 2 exons. The coding region runs from base 197 to 1795 and encodes 532 amino acids.
UUGUAAAAAAUGAUUAUGGGAGGCCUGCUACAAGAACCGACCCUAUAUUAUGGGGCCUCCUCCAAUUUCGGGCUCGCUAGUUUUGAACGAUCCAUAUUAUGAGAAAUUACAUUCUCGUUCCCUCUUUCUUCACAUUAAUUAGUCCCAAAACCCUUGAACCCUAAACCACAGAAAACAUCUCUUCUGAGUUGCAUCAAUGGAGGAACAACGAACAACGAAGAGCUUCCCCGUGAAACCCAAAGUGAAAACGAAACCUAGAACUCCAAAGCAAACCCCAGAAUCAAAGUACUGGUCUUCCUUCAAGACUCAACAAAUCCCAAAACUCAUCUCAGUCCCUUCCCUCACCUUCUCCCCAACUCAACCUCACUCCUUCGCCGCAGCUCAUUCUGCUUCACUCUCCAUCUUCAGCUCCCAAACCCUAACCCCAACCUCCACCAUCUCCUCCUUCUCCGACUCCGUUUCCUGUGCCUCCUUCCGCUCCGACGCCCGCCUCAUCGCCGCCUCCGACCUCUCCGGCCUCGUCCAGGUCUUCGACGUCAAGACCCGCACCGCGCUCCGCCGCCUCCGCUCCCACACCCGCCCCGUCCGGUUCGUCCAGUUCCCGCUCCUCGACAAGCUCCACCUCAUCUCAGGCUGCGACGACGCCCUCGUCAAGUAUUGGGAUGUGGCGGAGGAGACUCCGAUUUUGGAAUUGCAGGGCCACAAGGAUUAUGUCAGGUGCGGCGAUUCAUCCCCUGUUAAUGCCGACAUGUUCGUUACCGGUUCCUACGACCAUGUCGUCAAGCUCUGGGACGUUAGGGUUAGGGAUUCGAAACCGGCUAUGGAGGUGAACCAUGGGAGUCCCGUGGAGGACGUGAUUUUCUUGCCGUCGGGAGGGAUGGUUGCGACGGCCGGUGGGAGCUCCGUGAAGCUCUGGGAUUUGAUUGGUGGCGGGAAGCUUCUGUUUUCAAUGGAGAGCCACAACAAGACGGUGACUUCUAUCUGUGUGGGUCGAAUUGGGAAGGAUUCUGGGGAGGAAUCUAAUCAAUUUAGGAUUUUGAGUGUGGGUUUGGAUGGGUACAUGAAGGUGUUUGAUUAUGCCUCAAUGAAGGUUACACAUUCCAUGAGGUUCCCUGCACCUCUUUUGUCUGUUGGUUACUCCCCAGAUAGUUCUACAAGGGUGAUUGGGACUUCUAAUGGGAUUAUCUAUGCUGGGAAGAGGAAGACAAAAAAGGAAAAUGAAGAUGAAAAUGAAAAUGGGGUGAGUGAGUCAAGUUUGUUUUGGAGAAUUAGGCCUGUGGAGCACACGGAGAGGCAAGUCUUCAGGCCUUCACAUUUUAGGUAUUUCCAAAGAGGGCAAGGAGAGAAACCUUCUGAGGGAGAUUACUUGGUAAUGAGGCCUAAAAAGGUGAAGUUGGCUGAGCAUGAUAAGCUGUUGAACAAGUUUAGGCAUGGGGAAGCUUUAGUGUCUGUGUUGGAAAGUAAAAACCCUGGGAAUGUGUUGGCUGUGAUGGAGGAAUUGGUGGCUAGGAAGAAAUUGCUGAGGUGUGUUUCGGAUUUGGAUUUGGAGAAGCUGGACUUACUUUUGGUGUUUUUGCGUAAGUAUUGUACCGUGCCCAGAUAUUCAAGUUUGUUGAUGGGAUUGACAAAGAAGGUUCUUGAAAUGAGGGCUGAUGAUAUUGGAGCUUCUGAAGCCCUCAAGAAUCAUAUCAGAAAUCUCAAGCGGUCUGUUGAGGAGGAGAUACGGGUUCAACAGUCAUUGCAAGAGAUACAGGGUAUAAUUUCUCCUUUGUUGAAGAUUGCUGGAAGAAGAUGAAAUUUUGGCCUUCUCUUCUCAUCUAUGAGGGUAGGCUUGGUUUGACUGGUAUUUUUACACUUGCAUCCAUCUUGCACUCUUUGGAUAUUUUUGCGGAGGACCAAAAUUGAAUUGAAUUUCCCGUGUAGCUAUUUUCACCGGACUU